AUGAACUCCAUCCAUCUACCAGCUCAUCAGAGAUUUCCAACAUCAAACCCACUCCAACCGCAUCCCAAAAGUGCCCAGGAAGCUCCGGAGAUGGCAGUGUAUUGUGACAACUUCAGCAUGUACCACCAGCAGAAUCUUCAUGCAUCUCAGAGGGCAUCCAACUAUGGAAUAGGGGACUAUGCUCCACCAACAAACCCCUAUUUGUGGCUUGGAGGUCCUGGAGUCAACAACUCAUCAAGUUACCUUCAUGGAAACAGCCCAUCUCCAUACAUGCCUGCAGCAUAUGGAUCCCAGCGACAGUUCUUACCAAAUUCAGCAGGUUUUGGUGGGUCAGAUCUCAGCUGGUUGUCAGUUGCAUCCCAGGAAGAAUUGAUGAAGAUGGUGAGGCCUCCAUAUUCUUAUUCUGCACUCAUUGCCAUGGCCAUACAACACACUCCAGAGAAGAAACUAACCCUGAGCCAGAUUUAUCAAUACGUGGCAGACAACUUCCCCUUCUAUAAGAAGAGUAAAGCUGGAUGGCAAAACUCUAUCAGGCAUAAUUUAUCUCUGAACGACUGCUUCAAGAAAGUUGCAAGAGAUGAAAGUGAUCCAGGUAAAGGAAACUACUGGAUGCUUGACUCCAACUGUGAAAAAAUGUUUGACAACGGCAACUUCCGCAGAAAGAGAAAAAGCAAAGCUGAUUCCAACUCAGCCAAGAGCGCUAAAGUCGAAGAUGACUUAAAAGACAGAAAAGACAAAGAAAGCUCGGUGUCUACCCCAUCAUCACCUGCUGUGGAGACUUCAUUGACACACGAUCUGAAGACUCCAUCACCACCGGCCGUUUCUUAUACGCCUUGCCUCAAUAACUUCUUCAACAGUAUUACAAACAUUGAAACAAACUCAGUGAACAAACAAGUGUCAUUGGGCCUGGUCAACGAACUCUCUCAGAGGAACAUCACAGGCUUGAACGGCUUCAACUCCGUCCCAACUGCGGAUCUGGCCGGAGAUGUACAGGACAAUAAUCUGUUCUAUAGCAGAAACUCAUAUUACAACUCUUUCUCUGCAACCAACCAGAAGCCCCAGUUCUUACAACAGCUACAAUCCCAACACUCUCAUAUAUAUGGGAGAUACUGA
Molecule: messenger RNA, 1113 nt
Organism: Bufo bufo (common toad)
Lineage: Eukaryota; Metazoa; Chordata; Amphibia; Anura; Bufonidae
Product: forkhead box protein I1c-like
Exons: 2
Coding region: 1-1113 (370 amino acids)
Biological process (GO): anatomical structure morphogenesis; cell differentiation; regulation of transcription by RNA polymerase II
Molecular function (GO): DNA-binding transcription factor activity, RNA polymerase II-specific; RNA polymerase II cis-regulatory region sequence-specific DNA binding
Source: RefSeq, a predicted model, not a curated record